AUUAAGCUUCCAUUUGCAAGUGGUACUAAUUUAUUAGUAGUCAUGAAUUCUUCUAACUAUCUCUAAUUUCUGACCCUUCAAUCUCCUUUUCUUUGAAUUAGUGAUUCAAAUACAGAUUCAUCUUUGAUUCUUUCUUCUGGAAAAGGUCUUGUCAUUUGUCAACCUCAUUUCUUUUUAUUCCAAAUUUUCUUCCUUUUGGUUGGACAAAGCACUGUUUCAAUCACAAACACGUUUUGUUUUCUUGUUCGAAACCGCCAUGUUGGGAAUUUUAGGACUGUUUGGUCCAAAUUUUGGUAUCUCCACACGUUUUUGGUCAUUUGACUGCACAAAGAUUUGAGCUUUCUACUGAUUUUCUUCACCAAAAAUUGGAUCUGUUUGAAAGUUGGAAUUGGGUUUUUCAUUUAUUUUUUUUCAGAUUUCUUGGCUCUGUGUUUGUUGGGGAGCUUGUUGCUGAAGAAAGAUUGAGUUAGUUGAACUGGUGGUUGGGAUUGGUUUUCAAGUUCACGGGAAGAUUGGUUUGUUGUCACAGGAAAAGACCAUUGAAAAGUUGAGUGAUCCUCAACUGUUUAAUUAAAUGCCCUGCUGAACUUGUAUGCUACUUUUCUCUGAAGCCAGUUCCAAGCCCAAGGUCUUGUUUUUGGUUGAGAAAGAUAGAGAGCUUCCUGUUUCUUCUUCUUGUUUGUUUAAAUUGAUGUGCUUUUUGUUGAAAAUUUGAAAUGAGUCAUUCUGGAGCAGCAGUUGUUGAAGUUACAAAAGACAAGAAUGGAAUCGAUCAAUUUCUCCUUCAAAAUCCUCGAGGAGCUUCCGCUAGGGUUAGCUUAUAUGGAGGCCAGGUUUUGUCCUGGAGGAGUGAGCGUGGCGAAGAAUUGUUGUUCAUUAGCAGUAAGGCAGUCUUUAAGCCACCAAAAGCAGUGAGAGGAGGAAUUCCAAUCUGUUUUCCACAGUUUGGAAAUGGAUCAUUGGAGCAGAAUGGAUUUGCCAGGAACAGGAUUUGGGCAAUCGACAAUGAACCUCCACCUCUAAAUCCUAAUUAUUCUAAUGGCAAGGCCUACAUUGACUUGCUACUCAAACCAUCUGAGGAUGAUUUGAAGAUUUGGCCACAUAGCUUUGAGUUUCGUCUUAGGGUCUCACUGGCAGCAGAGGGGAAUCUAAACCUGAUAUCACGCAUCAGGAACAUCAAUUGCAAGCCUUUCAGUUUUUCAAUUGCUUAUCACACAUAUUUCUCCAUUUCUGAUAUCAGCGAAGUGAGGAUUGAGGGCCUGGAGACUCUUGACUACCUAGACAAUCUAUGUGAAAAGGAGCGCUUUACAGAACAAGGGGAUGCCUUAACAUUUGAAUCAGAGGUGGACCGAGCUUACCUUAGUUCUUCAGGUGCAAUAGCUGUUUUUGAUCAUGAAAGAAAGAGGACAUUUGUUGUACGAAAGGAGGGACUUCCAGAUGUUGCGGUUUGGAACCCAUGGGAUAAAAAAUCCAAAUCCAUAGUUGAUCUUGGAGAUGAAGAGUACAAACAAAUGCUUUGUGUUGAUGGAGCAGCAAUUGAGAAGCCAAUCACCUUGAAGCCCGGUGAGGAAUGGACCGGCCGAGUGGAGCUCUCUGUUUUGGCUUCAAGUUAAUGACCAAACGCUUGAUCCUGACAUGAGGGGUUUUCUGAAGACACCACACUCAAGAACUGAAGAAUCACAAAACUAGUACAAGGGGGUAAACUUCAUGUUAAGAUUUCGUUUAUUUGCAAUAAGAAGUUGAAUAAGAGCAUGAUCACCUUCUUUUAAUUUGGUGAUGCUUGCUAAUUAUUGAGGAAGUGGGAGAUGUGUUUUUAGUUUCUCCCCCCAUUGUAGCUAUAGUGUAAAACCUACAUGGGUGAUAUUCCUACCUAUUGAAAGUGUACAUUGAACUGUAGAGGCAGUAGCAAAAUUAAUCUAUGUUGUUGCUUUAAUUGUGAGGGAAAAAAAAAA
Molecule: messenger RNA, 1952 nt
Organism: Rosa chinensis
Lineage: Eukaryota; Viridiplantae; Streptophyta; Magnoliopsida; Rosales; Rosaceae
Product: putative glucose-6-phosphate 1-epimerase
Exons: 8
Coding region: 717-1613 (298 amino acids)
Biological process (GO): carbohydrate metabolic process
Molecular function (GO): carbohydrate binding; isomerase activity
Source: RefSeq, a predicted model, not a curated record